Molecule: messenger RNA, 1302 nt
Organism: Colletotrichum tamarilloi
Lineage: Eukaryota; Fungi; Ascomycota; Sordariomycetes; Glomerellales; Glomerellaceae
Exons: 3
Coding region: 1-1302 (433 amino acids)
Source: RefSeq, a predicted model, not a curated record
AUGGUUAAUUGCGAAAAUGAUGCCGAGGACAUGACCGACCCUGAUAUCAUGGGGUUUGGGGUCCUGCUGUCCUUCGUUUUCCCAGUCCUAGUAUCCCAUGUCAUCAUGACCAUGGCCUACGUCACUCGCAGGGCGAACCCUGAGGAUUUUACCCAGAUGGACUCCAUGAUACACAAGAGACUAGGGGCAUACGAAUCGAGAAUUUCUCGCCUGCGUGGUGUGAGAUAUGAGCAUCUUCUCUUGACCAUCAGCGACCAGCUCUCAGUCACUAGCUUCGCGCUUCUUGUCGCAUUAUACUCACAAAUACUCACGAUUUCGUCCUUUUCGUUUUCUGUGGGCGUAUCACUUGCCUUCCUCUCCUUCGGUGUUCAUACAAACUGCCUAAAUGGCCUGACACCAUACUUAAGACUACAUGAAAGGCAGGCAAAGUUACGCAUAACUUUCUUGACAUUACUAGUGGUCUGUCUUCUGGUUAGCAGUAUCCUUGAUAACUUAUUCACUUCCCUGGUUCUGAAUUGGGAGAAAGUUGCCGCAUGCGCAACAAGAGGUUCAGGAACUACUUGGCUGUCAAUUCUCGCCGCAGUUGCAUUUAUCUGGGUUUUCGGCAUGAGCUAUUACGAUGCCGUUGCCCGGCUUUACUCAUUUCUUCCUCUGCAAGACAACACUUUGCGCCUUCUGUGCUUCACCGAGGAGUCUAGAGAAAGUUUCAGGAUUCUUUAUCAGCGAAAGACGCUAAAGGAAACCGAAGAACACAGUGCAAUGCUCGAGAAACUGUCUAGCGAGGACACGAACUUUUUUCAUACUCUAAGACUGGCGAUCCCGGUCUUGGUCGACGACAUGGUAGAUUCUAUAUUUUGGAGCCUCUUCCAAGACAUGUCAUAUACGGUGUAUCUACUCUACAGCCUAGUCUCUAUGAUUGCUUCGGCGGGGGAAGAAGAAGUCGAAUCGUUAUUAGAACCUAAGUUUGGUCAAAUUUUGCCUCUAAUCCUCCUCAUAGUCUUUAUCAUCAACGUAUUUGACGCCAAAGAAAGAGAAGACACCAGGGUAGCAUCAACAAAUGAGAUACAGAAGAACUCAGAGAAUUCCGGGGAGAGUCAUGUGGCACUGAACGUCCAUAACUCCUCGACAACAGGACAAUCUAACCUUGCCGGUGGGCAAGACUCCGGGCUCUCGACACCUGGCAGAUCAAGGACCUCUGAGAUGGAGUCAGGAGCCACUGUGAGUCUAUUUCUUCUUUCCUACAUCUUUCGCUUGCUUUUGAUGUGGGAGUUUUGUUUGAUAACGACAGAACAUCUAUGUUGA